UGUUGUUCAGUUUAGCCGGGACAAGCCAAGUCAUAUCCGUGUUCCUCACUCGCUGGGAUGCUCGCUAGGCAACCGGUGGGCUGUAUUCUCUCGUGUAUGUGAUACGUGCGGGUACCCUCCCGUCAACUGGAAUGAAAAGUGCGCUCACACGUGUUCCUACGGCGACAGCUGUGGAGUGCGCGAGUGGAAUUCCUACCUGCUGAAGGAUGAUGGAGAAUGGUGCGCGUCUCCAAUUAAAGCAGCCAGGCCCAUGUACCUGCGCACAGCCGCGGAUGGUGCCGCGAGCUCCAUGUUACGGGACCCCAUCCCGCCUCCGACACACUUGCUCAUCCCUCCGUGGAAGGCGGAAGAAGAUGAACGCCGUGAGUUGCACCGGCGAUUCCAGGCCGAAGGCUUGGACUCUCGUCUGCUGCCGGACGCCACGAAGCUCGUCCAUGUUUGGCGAUGGCUCAUGGACGCCGAGACCAACUGCACGUCGCUCAGGUACCAGAUGGAUAAACUCCACCGGCAACAGGCGGCGGAUAUGCAGGACCUGGAACGGUAUGUUGACCAGGUACACAGCCUACUUGAAGAGAAGGUGAGCCGAGUACAGCAGGAGAACCACACACUGCGUCAGGAGCUGGAACCUGCGCGGGAUGCUAGGCUUCUCCUCAUCCACGAGGGACUUUCCGAACUCGCUCAUGCCACUCUUGCUGAGCAGAUGGCAUUCCUGCUCGCCGAGCGAGCGAGGUACAAGGAACAAUUGGAAAUUGAACAGAAGAGGCGGCGAAGCAUCGAGAAAAACAGGAAGAUUGCUGCUAAUGAAGCCACGCAACACCAGCAGCAAUCCUCGCGCAGCCAGAGCGAUGAUAGCGAAGGAGGAAACAGCAAGUCUGAAGCAAACGAAAGAAUAGCAAAACUCGAAGAAGAGCUGAGGAUUGCUAAGACACAAGUCCAGCAGCUGGUCAGCUACAUCCAGAACCCCGAAAACAAAAAGGACGAAUCUCACAAGACAUGGGUUGACAAUAUCCUGGUUGACCAUCAACAGUCGGACUGGUCGGACAGUGAGGUGACUAAGUUAGCGGAGGUACAAGACGAGAACCGAGACCUGCGGGAUAAAGUCUCGUUUCUGGAGAAAACGAACAGGCAGCUGGAGUUGGAUAACGAAACACUUGCCUACAAGCUGUCAGAAGCACUCGCUCAAUACGAUGACUUGGAAAACGAACUGAGGCUGGAGAGAAUGCGACCACAAGGUGGGGCGUCAAGACAAGACUCCCCAUCCAAGUCACGGUUCAACUAUCAGAAGAACACCCUCGACAACAGGAUCAGCAUGCAAAAACAGGAUGCCAUGCUAGUAGAUCAGUUACGCAAGGCGCAGCACGAGGUUGCAUCUCUUCAGAGCCAAUUAACCGCAACUGGACGACAGCUUCAGCUUCUUAUGGUCAGAGGUCAUGAGAGGAAAGCUCGUCACCAGGAAAGGAUACAGAAGCUCAGGGAUGUCUUGGAGCGUGAGACACAGCACGCGGAAGAACGCGAACGGGAAUUGGUGCGGACGCAGACCCACUUGCGGAGGGAAGUGGAACAACGUCUCAGGCUGGAGAUGGACUGCAAGACCUUGCAAGAAGAUAAGCGGCAACUUCUUGAACGGCUGGUAGAUAAAGAUGAAGAGAUCAUCAGGCUGGCUCAAAUGCUGAAUGGUGUGCAAAGGACUCAAGUAACCCUGGACAGAAAGAGUGAUUACAGCACGGACAGUGUGUCUGAGAAAAAUAUGGAAAGCGAGGAACUCAAAGAGUAAAGCACGAGUCCCCCCCCUCCAGAGGCAGAAAGCAAAGGCUGAAGAAUGGUGUUUGUGUAUCUAUGUAUUUAUUGACUAUUUACCGCCGCCCUCGUCAACUUUGUGCUUGUGAAGUGCUUCAAGCAUUUUGGAAGAGGAUCAUCAAAAUGACUCCUCCUUUCUGUGCCAUAUAAUGCAUGAUGUGAUUUCCUGUUGUUUUUUUUUUUUAGAUUUUUUUAUCAUGAAUGUGUCAUCUUCUCGGCAUUAUUUGGUCAUGCUUUACGUCACAGUAAGACAUAUACGAGUAAAAUGGAAUAAAUAAGUGUGAGCGUAAAUGUA
Messenger RNA from Ornithodoros turicata, 2092 nucleotides. RefSeq names its product trichohyalin-like. Lineage: Eukaryota; Metazoa; Arthropoda; Arachnida; Ixodida; Argasidae. Bases 251 to 1774 code for a protein of 507 amino acids. The record is from RefSeq and is a predicted model, not a curated record. The transcript has 13 exons.